AUGGCCUUUCGGAGGGCUCGAGUCGCUGUUGUCCUCAUAGUCAUAUUGAUUCUACUUCUACUUUGGCAUUUGCCUAAGUCUGGCGAGAGGAAUUCACCUCGACCAAUUGGAGACAUUGUCGCGAUACCGCACGAGGACAACUACGACCUUCACAACCCCAUAAUCGAUUUCACCCCUCUGCCAGAGGCAUCACGAAAAGGUCUACCUCGAAUACAACACGAGUUCGGACCCGAGACUCCGGCUGCAAAACAGAUUCGGCUCGCACGGCUGGAAGAGAUUAAGUCAGCUACGCUACACUCAUGGAAUGGCUAUCGAAGAUUCGCGUGGCUGAAAGAUGAGCUGGCGCCGAUCUCGGGGAGUUCCAAGACCUCGUUCGGAGGCUGGGCAGUGACUCUAAUCGAUUCCUUGGACACCUUAUGGCUGAUGGGACUCAAGGCUGAAUUCGAGGAAGCCGUUUCAGCACUAUUGGGUAUCGACUUUGAGAAGCCCGCACAGCUUCCAAUCAACGUGUUCGAGACCACCAUUCGAUAUCUCGGAGGCUUACUCGGAGCUUACGACGUGAGCAAUGGUGAGUAUCCGGUGUUGCUCCAGAAGGCCACAGAGCUUGGAAACAUGCUUUAUGUUGCGUUCGACACGCCCAGCCACAUGCCUGUCGUCCGAUGGUCGAAGAUUGGGAUGGAAGCCCCUGCUGGAGACACUCUCGUUGCUGAACUUGGAUCUCUGACGCUGGAGUUCACCAGACUCACUCAACUCACAGGGGACGUGAAGUUUUAUGAUGCUGUACAGCGCAUAUCGGAUUGCUUCGAGUCACAGCAGGGCCAAACCAGGGUGCCAGGGCUGUUUCCAAAUGUUGUCAACGCAAGGGAAUGUUGGUUUGGCGAUGGCGUGACGUUCUCAAUCGGAGGCUCCGCCGACUCCGUCUACGAAUACUUCCCAAAGGAGCAUCAACUGCUCCGGGGCGGAAGCGCACAAUAUCAAAAACUUUACUUGACUGCUAGAGAGCCGCUGAAGCGGCAUCUCCUCUUCAAGCCAUCGACGCCAACGGGCCAAGGUCUCCUACUGGCUGGAACAUAUAAAAAAUAUCCAACGGGGCGCGAAGAGUUCAUACCAGAAACUCAGCACUUGGCCUGUUUCGCGGGCGGUAUGUUCGCCCUCGGGGCGAAGUUAUUCGACAUCCCAGAUGACUUGAACACGGCGAGAAGUCUCCUCGACGGAUGUGCAUGGGCCUACAACGCAACCGUAACUGGGAUCAUGCCUGAAAUGUUUCGCUUGAUUCCUUGUCCUGAUCGACAGCAGCAAUGUAGCUGGGACGAACAAGCAUGGAUGAAAGAAGUACUGGAGCAGAAUUCCCAAGAGGAAUCUGCAGCAGACAAACAAUCCCUGUCUGAGGAGAAACGCGCACAACGGCUGGCCGAGCGUCUCCGUCUACCGAAGGGCAUGCCUGAAAUGGAAAAUCGAGGAUACGCCCUGCGGCCCGAAGUUGUCGAGUCCAUAUUCGUUCUUUACCGCAUUACCGGGGACGAGAGCCUUCGCGAGGUGGCAUGGAGUAUGUUCGAAAGCAUAACCAAGUACACAAAGACUGAAUUUGGCUUCUCGUCCAUCGACGAUGUGACGCGGACGGAACCGGGGAAGAUCGAUACGAUGGAGAGCUUUUGGAUUGCGGAGACGUUGAAGUAUUUCUAUCUGCUGUUUGAGGAUCCGAGCGUUGUUAGUCUCGAUGAUUUUGUAUUUAACACGGAGGCACACCCGUUCAAAGUGCCAAGGGGAUAA
Molecule: messenger RNA, 1770 nt
Organism: Exophiala aquamarina CBS 119918
Lineage: Eukaryota; Fungi; Ascomycota; Eurotiomycetes; Chaetothyriales; Herpotrichiellaceae
Exons: 1
Coding region: 1-1770 (589 amino acids)
Biological process (GO): carbohydrate metabolic process; N-glycan processing
Cellular component (GO): Golgi membrane; endoplasmic reticulum
Molecular function (GO): mannosyl-oligosaccharide 1,2-alpha-mannosidase activity; calcium ion binding
Source: RefSeq, a predicted model, not a curated record